AUGCACCCGUUUCCCCCGAGCAAGCGCCGCCACGAGACAAGCUGUGCUCACGAGACUUUGAGUGCUCUCGUCUCCAAACGCCGCAAGCUCAGCGCCGUGGCGUUCGACGCCGCUGCGAUCGAGUCAAACCGCUGCAAAGCGCCAUCAGCAGAGCCACGCAGCGAGGUCGCUGCUGAUGUACCAGCCAACCCACUUCCUUUGGCCAUCGUUGCUGUCACGCCCACGGGACCACCGGCGGGACCUCGCGCCGGCGCGAAGGUCAAGAAGACCACGGUGCUGACGGUCGUCAAGACCGUGACGACCGUGAAGACUACUGUCACGACCCGAGUGUCGCCACGCGCGACGCCCUCCGCCGAGGAGGAACUGUCCAGAGAGAUCUCCGAGCACUCGGCCUCGUUGCCCUCCGGCGUAGGAGCCCCCGCUGCUUCUGACCACCAAUGGUCGGCGUCGCCAAGGACGCGAUCCGGUCGGGUGGUGCUGCCCGAAGGCGUCAAUGCGUCUGUGACGAUGCAGGUGGCUCCACUUGCGGAGUUUCGGCUCUCCCCGCCUGCCUCUUCGGGUGAUGGCCCCUUCAGUCCUCGUUCCAGCCAGAGCACUGAGACGGAACCAUCGCCCCCGGUCACACCUGCGCGCUCAGCUCCGAGUCUAGAUGCUGCAUACUCGCCUGCGACGGCAAGUUCCCAAACCACGACUCCCCCGUGGUCACCCCAAAGCCCCUUCCGGUCGCGCCUGCACAAACGUGCAGAGGUUCUUCCUGCUUGGUAUACCGUGGCGGUCGCCUCCGACAGCGACGAACCCGAGACGGCGCCGCUCAUCGGCUCCCCACUUCCAGCUGCACGCCCGUCGUUCACCGCCUCGCGCAUGAACUCCCCGGGCUUUACUGUUGUCGAAGGCGGUGCCGUGAACCCACCCCGCGACGAGUGGCAGCUCGAGACGUGGCCGGAUGACGUGCAGUUCACGUCAGCGCAGCUGAAUCCGCGCCGCUGGAAGUUCCCAGCCGUCAGCGUGGGGGUGA
Molecule: messenger RNA, 1015 nt
Organism: Phytophthora sojae
Lineage: Eukaryota; Oomycota; Peronosporomycetes; Peronosporales; Peronosporaceae
Exons: 1
Source: RefSeq, a predicted model, not a curated record